AUGGCUACCCUCAACAUUCGUCGGGAUGUCACCGACCCCUUCUACCGCUACAAGAUGGAACGCUUGCAGUCUAAAAUCGAAGGAAAGGGCAACGGAAUCAAGACCGUUGUGGCCAACCUUCCAAGCGUCGCUUCCUCCCUCGCCCGUCCCCCUGCCUAUCUGAUCAAGUACUUUGGCUUUGAGUUGGGUGCCCAAACCAACACCAAUCCAAAGGAUGACCGUUGGAUCAUCAAUGGAGCUCAUGAGGCAUCCAAACUGCAAGAUUCCCUCGAUGGUUUCAUCUCCAAGUUUGUUCUGUGCAAGUCGUGCAAGAACCCCGAGACGGAGAUCACCAUCAAAGACGGGCGCAUCAUCUUGGACUGCAAAGCCUGUGGUCAACGCCACGAGGCCGACCUUCGUCACAAGUUGAGCGGUUUCAUCCUCAAGAAUGAACCCAAAGGAGGCAAGAAAGGCAAGAAGGAAAAGAUGAGCCGACGUGACCGAGCCAAGGCCGAAAGCCAGGAGAACGGCUCAUUGAAUGGUGGCAGCCCCCACGAUUCAAACUCGGACAAAGGUGACAUGGAAGAAGACGGUGACGAUGCGCUUGCCGCCGGUAGCGAUGAUGAAUUCACCAAGACAAUCAAUGAAACUGCCAAGACUAUAUCAGCCAGCAACGAUGGAACUGGCAAGGAGGACGAGUGGGCUGUCGACACUUCAGCCGAAGCUGUGGCAGCUCGCGCCAAAGAACUUCCCUCCGACUUGAAACGGUCCCUCGCAUUUGACGAGGACGAGGAAGGCGAAGAGAAUGGCAGCGGAAGCAAUGUCUAUGACCAACUCGGAACCUGGAUCCUGGAUCAAGCCAAGGAGAAAGCAUCAGUGAACAUGGUGGACGACGUCGACAUCUACAAGAAGGCCCACGAGCUGGGAGUGGAGUCCAAGCACAAGACGCUUACCGUGUUGGCACAAACCAUCUUUGACGAGGAUAUUGUCAAGGAGAUCCCUGCUCGAGCUGGCAUGCUUCAGAAGAUGAUAGGCGAAUCCGAGAAGCACCAAAAGGCGUUCUUGGGCGGGACCGAGCGAUUUGUCGGAAACGACCAUCCGGAUUUGAUCCCCCAAGUGUCAGCCAUUCUUAUGCAGUACUACCAGAACGACCUGGUGAGCGAGGAAGUGGCCAAAGCCUGGGGGCAAAAGGCGAGUAAGAAGUAUGUUGACAUCAACACCAGCCGCAAAGUGCGCAAGGCGGCUGAAAAGUUCUUGGAGUGGCUCGACCAAGCCAGUGAGGAAGAAGAGGACAGCGACGAGGAGUAG
Molecule: messenger RNA, 1287 nt
Organism: Exophiala aquamarina CBS 119918
Lineage: Eukaryota; Fungi; Ascomycota; Eurotiomycetes; Chaetothyriales; Herpotrichiellaceae
Product: translation initiation factor 5
Exons: 2
Coding region: 1-1287 (428 amino acids)
Biological process (GO): formation of translation preinitiation complex; translational initiation; formation of cytoplasmic translation initiation complex
Cellular component (GO): cytosol
Molecular function (GO): eukaryotic initiation factor eIF2 binding; translation initiation factor activity; GDP-dissociation inhibitor activity
Source: RefSeq, a predicted model, not a curated record